This is a messenger RNA of Guillardia theta CCMP2712, 3012 nucleotides long. RefSeq lists its product as hypothetical. NCBI's taxonomy places the organism in Eukaryota, Cryptophyceae, Pyrenomonadales, Geminigeraceae. Bases 1 to 3012 code for a protein of 1003 amino acids. The transcript is spliced from 7 exons. Gene Ontology annotation, molecular function: calcium ion binding. The record is from RefSeq and is a predicted model, not a curated record.
AUGGCCGAUCCUUUGGCCGACAUGCAAAGUCGGCAAGAAGAGGACACAGAUGUCACCGAUAACAAGCAGCAAGUGACAGAGUCCAUUGAACGGUCACUAAGGGCUAUCAGCAUGGCGACAGCACGAAAGAAUCAGGGCUCGGAGAAUGAGACACAACAUCAAGAUGAGAUCAGAGAAGGAGAGGGUCUUCAAAAGAAGUCGAAGGAAAAGAAACGUCCUGCUGCCCUCCAGAUAGAGAAGAUAAGCUCUUCAACGCCAGAGAAGCAUAACGACAAGGAUGCGUCAAAGAGCGCACUGAUGGAAGAAAGUUCGUCGUUGACAGGGGAUUGGAGUAGGCGAGAGCAGCAAAGUUUUCAGCCCUCAUCCUUCAAUCAGGACGUCAUGUCAAGAUCGAAUAUGCUGCGUCGGCGAGUUCGUCGAAGUCCAGAAGUGUUUUCACCAGUUGUAGAAACUGCAAAUGAUGGAAUCAUCUCUCCAGUCCCACGGGAAGUUCAAUCUCAAUCUGAAAAGGUUCCUCGACUUGAAAGUAAUUACGACAUCGAUCCUGAUGCAGACGAUGAUUAUCAAGACGAAGGCUCUCAUUAUCAUCAAGAUGAAUUUCAUAAUAGUGCCAUGCCGCAGGGAUUCUCGAGAAGUGCCUACAAUCCUAGAGAUCAGGCUCAUGUUGCAUACGGGGGUGAUUCUGGAUGGUCAAGAAAUGCUCAGGUAGGUAGGACUUCGUCAUAUUCUCAACUGACUCCCAAGGGAUUUGAUUCGAAACAAGGUUAUGGCAUGGGUUCAGGGAAUGACAUUAUUCGUACCCUCUCGGCCCCCAUCUACUCUGGUCUCUUCAGAUCUCAUCCUUACAUGGGAAUGGGUGAUCCCAUGUCGCCAACGUCUCGGCAAUUUCACAUGGCCAAUGAGACUGACGAAUAUCAUCAGCUCGAUAUCUUACUUCAAGGUUUGGGCUUUUAUUGCGAUGAGAGUGAGAAGGACGUUCUUAUCAAGGCGUUCAUGUGCCCAGUCUGUGAUACGUCGAAUGCUGUUUACACAACCACCACCGACCAGAUCAGGGCUGUUCAUGACGCGUUCGGUUUGAUCGAUGCUGACCAAGAUGGUGCGAUCACCUUAACCGACCUGCGUGAUAUUGCUUCGUGGGCAUCGGAUGAUAGCGGAACAGACUUCAUCAAUCAUCUCCUCGAUGAGCUCCCUCACGGUGAAGAUGUACCCAUCACAAAGAAAGAAUUCAUCCUUGCUUUCGCCAGAUGCUUGAUUUACAAUGAUGAGGUUGAGAUUUCGGUCCUGGAAGUUUUGUCGCCAAUUGGCGUGUAUAUUAUGAGAGGAAUGUAUAUCGCCACUAUCUCUGGCUACGAACAUCCUCGACUUGUGUUGCGAAGACUGAAUCCUGCCUUGUCAUCAGAAUUGAAGAGGAAUGAGUUACAAGCAGUGUUUGCAUUCCGAGCACACACUCCGGAAGGACACGCUGUUGAUCAUAUUGGUGCUAUAACGGAUGUAAUCUUCAUGGACAAGUUCAGGUUGUUCAGCGUUGCAGCAUCUGCUCUGGCAGGCAUCAUCCAUGGGCUGACUCCAACUUUUCAUCGCAUCUUCAUUCAAACACCUCUGGAUGAGUCUCUGGGUAUAUGCCUCAUGCCAGAAGAACUGCCGUUGCUCACUCAGAUCUAUGUCUGGAUUUGUGGAGGGAAGGACUGGGUUCACCUUAUCGUGUCGGUUCCUGCAGCAAUUAUUUCAGGAUACUUGACAUUUCGCCUUGUCUAUUUGGCGAUGGCUGGAUACCAAAACGAUCUGACGUUUUUCUACAAGCUUACACUUUUCCGCUCUUCCACUCAGGCUGAACCUUUCUUGCGAUAUCGUGCAAGAUGGAUUCAAGCGAUAAACCUUGAUAAACACCCAAAGAAUUGCCGUCGAGAGUUUUUGCAAUUUUUGAAUCUGCAAAAGCAUGACGAUCUUCUUUUGUGGUGCUUCAUUCGGCAUCUUCUGGUUGAAUCAUAUGCCGGGUUCAAGUCGAAGCAAGGAGAUAUCAUUGUGUCAUAUCUGUUCGUUUCGGUGCUGGCCUACACCUGCUACAUUUGCUUUUAUGUUGGGGGGCCAGAGCUUUCUGUCUUUGACCUGCGAGCUCGUUGGGACGUGCUUGUGUUUAGCUCUCUUCUGUUAGCUAUUAUUAAUCUCAAAUUGAGCAUUCACCAUCUUCGUCAGAAUGACAUCGCACUUCUACAAAAGGAAAUGUACGCAGCAAGUAUGGCUGAGAACGAAAAUGAAGGGCAAGACAGAUAUUUUGAUGAUGUAUCAGAGCAGCCGGAUGUCUACGAUGCUAACAAUAUCCCGGGAGGCGAAGGAGCCCUACGAGGAGACCCUUUUCAGCGCAUGCAGAGCAUGGGCAGCGAGAUGGAAUCUGGGUCCUCAACUCCUCGGCUGAGAGGAUGGGGGAUGACUUCGAGCUGGGCAGAGGGAAGGGACGGGCGUGAAGAAGAAAUGCUCAAGGCAGAAAAGCAGGCGCACAACUUGAAAGUGCACCAGACUGGAUUCAGACCGCCGCUGGAGGAGCGUGAAUACUUCGGUUCCGUUCCAGCUUCCGCUCGACCAGACCUUGAAGACCCGAGCAUGCCGCAGCGCCUCGCUUCUCCUCUGCAUCCUCGCCAGUUCCCUGGACCGCAGAUGUACCGCAGAGAGCGAACAGACCCCAACGGUAGAGCGCCAGGAGUCUUCAUGGCGUUCGAGCACAUGGGAAUGGGAGCAGCUGGCGAUUACAACAUGUUUUCAACGAGGUGGCCGAACGUACCUCCUGUUGAUGACGUUGCCAGCAACCUACCGGACACGGGGUACAAAAGCAAGCACAAGAAACUUCAGAUGCUGUUGGAUCACACAGCGAGGUACAUCAGAGAAUUCGAUCGUCCUCCGAGACUGCUGAGUUUCACUGUGUCUGUACAUUUUCUGCGGUACAUCUUCCUCCCCUUGCUCUCUCCUAUCUUCGCGCUCUUCCGCUCCUACGUAUUUGAAGGAUCGAAAAGCAACUAG